CUUAUUAUCAGUAGACCAGAGGGCAGACCAGUCACAUCGGACAGAGUGUUUCUAUAUUCACUCCACCCAUCUAGGGUCAUUUGAACAUCAACUUAUCGCCAUGUCCAUCGCAGAACAGGAGCCCCGCAGUCGGAUCGCCUUGGUCACAGGUUCAUCCAGUGGAAUAGGUCGCAGUUCCGCUAUCGCGUUGAACGCAGCUGGAUGGACAGUCAUUUUGACUGGUAGACGGAAAGAUGCACUGGAGGAGACUGUCAGGUUGAUGGGAGAUGAUAGGUCAGAACGAACGACAAUUGUCGUUGGGGAUCUUGCCAAGCCGGAAUUCGUAGAGGCAUUGUUCGACAUCAUCCGAAGAGAUUUCGGCCGUCUGGACCUUUUGUUCAACAACGCCGGAAUGGGAGCUCCCAAGCAGUCAUUCGACCGCAUCCCUUUGGACACUUUCCAAGAAGUCUUGGAUCUCAACGUCACUUCUGCCUUUUUCUGUGCUCAAGAAGCUUUCAAGCUUAUGAGGGAGCAAGAGCCACAAGGGGGAAGGAUCAUCAACAACGGAUCUAUCUCUGCGUACGCUCCUCGUCCUCUUGGAGCCGCGUAUACCAUCUCCAAGCACGCCAUUUCGGGUCUCACCAAGUCUAUAGCUCUUGAAGGGAGGGAGCACAACAUCGCCUGCAGUCAGAUUGAUAUUGGCAACGCCUACACGUCAUUAUCCUCGUCCGGGUCGGGUCAAUUGCAAGCUGACGGCACUACGAGAGUCGAAGCCGGCUUUGACGUCAAGCAUGUGGGUGAUGCCCUCGUUUACAUGGCCGAGCUCCCCCUGGAAGUCAACAUUCUGUCUCAGACCAUCAUGGCUACUACAAUGCCUUUUGUCGGCCGAGGCUAGACGGCUUGUUGAGACGGCAGUUCAUAGUAUGCUUAUAUCUAGCUGUGGUAAUGAUACAUUGUUGAGAGCAUC
This is a messenger RNA of Kockovaella imperatae, 946 nucleotides long. RefSeq names its product short-chain dehydrogenase/reductase SDR. The transcript is spliced from 7 exons. Gene Ontology annotation, molecular function: oxidoreductase activity. The coding region runs from base 101 to 874 and encodes 257 amino acids. NCBI's taxonomy places the organism in Eukaryota, Fungi, Basidiomycota, Tremellomycetes, Tremellales, Cuniculitremaceae. The record is from RefSeq and is a predicted model, not a curated record.